AUGUUCGCGGUGGGCGCGCGCAUCUGGGUGAAGGAUGAGGAGGAGGCGUUUGUGGAGGCGGUGGUUACGGCAGUGAAUGGCGAUGCUAUCGAGGCAGACGUGAUCGGCCGCAAGGGGCCUCUGGCGAAGGCGCACCUGGAGGCAUCAGAAUGCCACCACAAGGAGGAGGACCUGGGGCUCGUGGACGACAUGACCAAGCUCGCCCACCUGCACGAGCCUGGUGUGCUGCACAACCUUGCCACGCGCUACCAAAAGAACCUCAUCUAUACGUACACGGGCAGCAUCCUGAUAGCAGUGAACCCGUUUGUGCGCCUGCCGGCGCUGUACCACCCGAUCAUGAAGAUGCAGUACCGUGGGGCACAGCUGGGCGAGCUGGGGCCGCAUGUCUUUGCCAUCGCCGACCAUGCUUACAGGUCGAUGCUGGACACGGGGCAGAGCCAGUCGGUGCUGAUCAGUGGGGAGAGCGGGGCGGGCAAGACGGAGACGACCAAGCUGGUCAUGGAGUACCUGGCGGGGCUGGGGGACACGGGCCAUGACGGCAGCAAGGGCGCGCCCAAGAACGAGGCCAUGAUUGCCUCUCAGCUCUGCGUGUCCCGAGUGCUCGAGUCCAAUCAAUUGCUGGAGUCCUUUGGCAACGCCAAGACAGUGCGCAACAACAACUCCAGUCGCUUUGGCAAGUUCAUAGAGAUCCAGUUCGAUGCAGCGGGGUGUGUGUCGGGUGCAGCCAUUCGCUCGUACCUUCUAGAGCGGUCCAGAGUGGUGCAGAUCAGUGACCCCGAGCGCUCCUACCACUGCUUCUACCAGCUCAUCUAUGGGGCCACGGCCGAGGAGGCCGAACUUUUCAAGCUGCCCACGACUGGCGAGCGAGGCAAGCAGUUCCGGUAUUUGAGCCAGAGCGAAUGUUUUGAGCUGCCCGACAGCUGCAGCAACGCGGAGGAGUACCGCAAGACACGGCACGCCAUGGAAGUCAUGGGCUUCACUCAUGAGGAGCAGAUGGGCAUUCUGCGGCUGCUAGCGGCCAUUCUGCACCUGGGCAAUGUGCUGUUCCAAGAGGGUGAUGAACCCCCACCGCAGCUGGCAGGGGAGCAGUCAGAAUUCCACCUCACCACUGUGGCCGAACUCCUGGGCGUGCCCAAGGAGCCGCUGCUGGAGUCAUUGGUGACAUACACGCGCAAGGUGGGCCGGGAGGUGUUCAAAAGCCCGCUCAAGCCACAGGCCGCCGCUACCAAGCGCGACACACUCGCCAAGACACUUUACUCCAAGCUCUUUGACUGGAUCGUGGCGAAGGUGAACGAGAGCAUAGGGCAGGACCCCACGUCCACCAUGCUCAUUGGCGUGCUCGAUAUCUACGGCUUCGAGCACUUCAAGACCAACAGCUUUGAGCAGUUCUGCAUCAACCUCGCCAAUGAAAAGCUCCAGCAGCAUUUCAAUGCUCAUGUGUUGAAGAUGGAGCAGGAGGAGUACACGCGCGAGCAGAUCGACUGGAGCUAUGUGGACUUCACAGACAACGAGGACGUGCUGGAGCUCAUUGAAGGGAAGCAAGGCAUUCUCAGCACACUGGACUCCACCUGCAAGACGCCCAACUCCACCCCCGAGACGUUCAGUCGCACGCUGUACAAGCAGUACGAGGCACACGAGCGCUUUCUCUUUGGCAAGAUGUCCAAAACCGACUUUACAAUCCACCACUACGCUGGACAGGUGAAGUAUCUAACAGACGAGUUCCUGGUGAAGAACAUGGAUGCAGUGGUGCCGGAGCACGAAACACUGCUGGGCCACUCGGAGCAUGCCUUCAUCGCUCAGCUCUUCCCCCUCGAGGCCGAGGCCAGCAAGGCCGCCUUCAACUCCCUCGGAAAGAGGUUCAAGGAGCAACUGGCAGCACUGAUGCGCACGCUCAACAGCACAGCGCCGCACUACAUCCGGUGUGUGAAGCCCAAUAGCACGCUCAAGCCGGGGGUCUUCACGCGCACUCUCGUAAUGGAACAGCUGCGAUCAGGGGGAGUGCUGGAGGCAGUGCGAGUGUGCUCCAAGGGCUACCCCACGCGGCGCUCCUUUGAGGACUUCAUCGAAAGAUUUGCCUUCCUCGUGCCCUCCGAGCUCUACGACGAGGCGGAGGAUGAUGAGCUGGUGCGGGCGAUUAUGAAGGAGGCAGGCAUUGAGGGAUACCAGAUCGGGCUGACCAAGGUGUUUCUGCGUGCGGGGCAGAUGGUGGUAUUGGAGACGAUGCGGCUGAACCGCAUGGCAGAGGCAGCGCGCAUCAUUCAGAAGUACUACCGGGCAUACAUCUUCCGCCUGCACCGCAAGCGGGCUGCCCAGACCAUCCAGAACCACUGGCGAGGCUACAAGGCGCGCGAACAACUGCGGGAGCUGCGGGAGUACAAGGCAGCACAGACGAUCCAGAAGUACACGCGGCGAUGGAUGCACCGCCGCCGCUUCCUGGACAUGCGCGAGGCGCAGAUCCGCAUCGCUGCCCACGUGCGCAUGCACCAGGCGCGCACCCACUACAUCUUCACCCGCCGUACCCUUGCAGCCACCAAGAUUCAGGCCGUGUGGCGUGGGUACCACCUGCGCAAGCCAUACUGGGCGCUGCGGCGGCGGCUGCAAGUGCGGCUGGGGCAGAGGCGGCUGACCAGAAUGAAGGAGGCGGCAGCAAGGGCGGCGUUACUGGCUCCCCCGCGCACCAAGGUGGAGGCUUCACUGGAGCAGCUGCGCCUCAAAGUGCUGCGCCUGAUGAAGACCAAGGAGGAGAAGAAGCGGAAGGAGCUACAGGAGCAGCUGGACAUAGCCCUAAAGGAGGUAGAAGCCAAGGCCAAGGAGAACGCGCAGCUCACCCAACGCCUCAAGGAGGAGACCGCCCGCGCACACCGUGCAGAGGAAGAGCUCCGAUCCCUCAUCGGCCACCCAGACUACCCCGCUGCUGCUGACGGCGCCGGUGGUGGUGGCAGUGGCGCAUCCCAUCACCACCACUCCGGCCUGCCGCAUGCGUUUUCGAGGGGCGGGGUGAUGCAGUCUCCUGGUGUUGGGCGCCGGUUUGCCAAGGGCGCGUCUCUUGAGGCGGAAAGGGCGGGGGGGAGGGGCGUGUGGGGAGCGGAUGUUGUGCUGCAGCCUCAGCGGCGGCUUCGAGUGGGAGGCUUUGAUAUGCCAGGAUUGAGUGGGUCUGCGAGCGUGGGAGGAGCGGAAGGGAGGGGGCCGAUACAGCGGUCGAAAGCGUGGGCGAGAGUGAAGGCACGGAAGGGUGACGUGCUGCAGAUGAGUGACGAUCCGGAUAUGGCAACUGCUGCUGCGGUCUCCUCUGCUAUGGGUGCUCCAAACGCCGCGUGGGGCAAGAUGUUUAUUCAGAUUGCGCGGCUGAAUGAGGAGUUGGAGAAAUUGAAGGAGGAGAAGGCGGCGGUGGAAGAGAAGGUGAAGGAGGAGCGGGCGAGGAUGGAGGGGAUGGAGCGGAAGGUGGAGGCUUAUGAGGGCACCCUGCAGUCCCAGGAGAGCCUGAUUAAAGAGAUGCAGGGAAGAUGA
Closterium sp. Yama58-4 is the source of this 3507-nucleotide messenger RNA. NCBI's taxonomy places the organism in Eukaryota, Viridiplantae, Streptophyta, Zygnematophyceae, Desmidiales, Closteriaceae. The record is from the annotation of a GenBank genome assembly.